UCUGCUAUAAAAGAAUUGAUUCUGAAAAUUUCUCGUCAUUUCUCGUUUACCCGUCUAUCGAAAAAGUCGGAAAUUCUACCUACUAACUUGGAAUGGCUCGUACAAAGCAAACCGCUCGUAAGUCUACCGGAGGAAAGGCUCCUCGUAAGCAGCUGGCUACCAAAGCUGCUCGCAAGAGUGCCCCAGCCACCGGAGGAGUAAAGAAACCUCAUCGCUAUCGACCAGGAACAGUCGCCCUGCGUGAAAUUCGUCGUUACCAGAAAUCCACCGAAUUGCUGAUCCGCAAGCUGCCAUUCCAGCGUCUGGUUCGUGAAAUCGCUCAGGAUUUCAAAACCGAUCUGCGUUUCCAGAGUUCGGCCGUCAUGGCUCUGCAGGAAGCUAGUGAGGCUUAUUUGGUCGGUCUGUUCGAAGACACUAAUCUGUGCGCCAUCCACGCCAAGCGUGUGACAAUUAUGCCAAAGGACAUCCAGUUGGCCCGUCGCAUCCGUGGAGAACGUGCUUAAAUUUGACAUUAUUUACAAUUCAUAAUCGGUCCUUUUCAGGACCACCAUAAAUUUAGAAAAGAACUGUGGGCGGAAUGCUUCGUUUCCGAAAUUGUUAACAGACAAACGGUAUUAAUUUGAGUGAUGAAAUAAUUACCAGCAUUGACGCGUCCUACCAACCAUUCGCAUAAAAUAGAUUCUCAAGUUCGGCAUGGAGAAAUGUCGAAUUAGUUUGUCAAACGCGUAAUUUUACUGAUUUUUCAAUCGUCGUUUUGUCGAAAAUUUGCAAACAGACAUAGAUACUAGUAUUCCUAUCUAUGCUAUUUGCAACCUUCACCAGCGUAUCAAAACAGCCUUAGAACUAAAUUGACCGAAAUUUAGGAUAUACGUUCCACGAUGGUGAUUUUUUUGGAUUCACCCGGACACCGGAGGUAGGUCAUGUCAACGUCAUUAACGAUGUUUUCCGAACUCGUUACCAGUUUCCUUUACAGUUUUUCUUACGUUUCA
Molecule: messenger RNA, 989 nt
Organism: Malaya genurostris
Lineage: Eukaryota; Metazoa; Arthropoda; Insecta; Diptera; Culicidae
Product: histone H3
Exons: 1
Coding region: 93-503 (136 amino acids)
Cellular component (GO): nucleosome
Molecular function (GO): protein heterodimerization activity; structural constituent of chromatin; DNA binding
Source: RefSeq, a predicted model, not a curated record